Magnolia sinica is the source of this 1518-nucleotide messenger RNA. RefSeq names its product (S)-canadine synthase-like. Lineage: Eukaryota; Viridiplantae; Streptophyta; Magnoliopsida; Magnoliales; Magnoliaceae. Gene Ontology annotation, molecular function: monooxygenase activity; heme binding; oxidoreductase activity, acting on paired donors, with incorporation or reduction of molecular oxygen. The transcript has a single exon. The record is from RefSeq and is a predicted model, not a curated record. The coding region runs from base 1 to 1518 and encodes 505 amino acids.
AUGGAAGGUCUUUGGAUUAUUACUGUAGCCCUGACCGUGGCAGUGGUGCUACUUGAAAACGUGUGGCGACGGCGGUUGGACAAGGAUUCAAAGGUGAUAAAAUGGCCUGCUGGGCCACGGCCACUGCCAAUCAUCGGGAACCUACACCAACUCUACAAAGGAGGUGACUUGCUACAUGUCACCUUGGCUAACAUUGCCCAAGUGCAUGGGCGAAUCAUGACUGUUUGGCUCGGGAGCUCCCGGCCUACCAUUGUGGUGAGCGAUCAUGAGCUAGCUUGGGAGGUGCUGGUGAGCAAGGCUCCGGACUAUGCUGCACGGAUGCUCCCAUACAUGUCGAAAUUUGUUACUGCCAAUUGGCGCACGCUCGCCACCUCUGACUCGGGUUCCUACUGGCAGGCUCUUCGCAAGGGCCUCCAGAGUUGUGCCCUCAAUCCACCCAACAUCUCAGCACAGAUCCACUUGCAGGAGAAAGACAUGGCCCACAUGAUCCAGAGCCUCCAAGAGGAAGCGUCCAUGAGUGGAGUAGUCAAGCCGCUGCUCCAGCUUCGGCGGACCACGGUGCGGCUUGUCGGCCGCCUUUGUUUCGGCCCUGAAUUCAAAGAUGAAGUGUUUGUUGAAGGCAUGGAUAGUGCGGUUGAGGACACCAUCAGGCUUACUGGCCAUAUACGGCUGGUCGAUGUAUUUGCAUUCACUCGACAUAUCCCAGGCCUUAAGCUUCCCUUCCAACAAACAUACGAAGUGAAGCAUAGGAUCGAAGAACUGAUCCGUCCUUACAUCUCUAGCCAUCAAUCAUCUGACUCACCUUGUCCAAAUUGCUACUUGCACUUCCUCCUCUCCCAGGACUUGCCAGAGCAAGUUGUCAUCUUUAAUAUAUUUGAACUGUUCUUGCUUGGAGUCGAUAGCACGUCGACUGCUACUGCAUGGGCGCUUGCUUUCUUGAUAAGAGACCCAGCAAUCCAACAAAAGCUCUAUGAGGAGAUCAAUGAAAGUGGGACGGAGAAUACAGUGAGUGUACAGGCUGUGAGUAAGAUGCAGUAUCUUCAUGCUGUAGUGAAGGAAUCGAUGAGAAUGAAACCGAUAGCGCCACUUGCAGUGCCGCACAAGGCGGUCAAGGACAGCACAUUGAUGGGUACCAAAGUAAUGGAAGGGACAUCUGUUCUGGUGAACCUUUACGCUGUACUGUAUGACCCAAAUGUGUGGCACGAACCCCAUCGGUUCAUGCCGGAGCGGUUCUUGCAUCCUUUGAAAGAUGGGAGUGGAAAUGAUGGCAGCAAUGCUGCUGCUCAUCUUCUAAGAGCCAUGGAGAGGUCUUUUCUCCCAUUUGGGGCGGGUAGGCGGAUCUGUGCUGGAAUAGAGCUUGCAAAGAUCCAUAUUGCACUCACCUUGGCCAAUUUGGUGAAGAAUUUCGAAUGGCAUUGCGAAUUCGAAGGGCAACUCCCUGAUCUGACCGAGGAUCUAACAUUUGUUCUUCGGAUGAAAACGCCUCUCGCGGCAUGCAUCAAACCCCGCCAUCUUUGA